Molecule: messenger RNA, 920 nt
Organism: Solenopsis invicta (red fire ant)
Lineage: Eukaryota; Metazoa; Arthropoda; Insecta; Hymenoptera; Formicidae
Exons: 5
Coding region: 191-682 (163 amino acids)
Biological process (GO): endoplasmic reticulum unfolded protein response; retrograde protein transport, ER to cytosol
Cellular component (GO): endoplasmic reticulum membrane; Derlin-1-VIMP complex; Derlin-1 retrotranslocation complex
Source: RefSeq, a predicted model, not a curated record
CCACACGAAGUCGAAGGUGGUUGGUUGUUGUCUCUUUAUGCUUCUAUGCCACUUUUGUGCGCAACAGUCAUUAUAUUGUCAAACUGAAACAGGUGGAUUGAGCUAGAUUGUCCAUGGAUUUUGUCGAUUCUCGAGUUGUGACAUGUAAAUCAACGUUUUGAAAAAUUUCAUCUUUGAAAUACAAAGGAACAUGGAGCACGUCAAUAGUCCGAGCUUUCUUCAAAUGAUUUGGGUGCCGAUAGCUUCCGUAGGAUGGUAUAUCGUGGGACUCGGGAUCAUCGCACUGUACACGUAUCCAUAUAUUCAAGAAAAAUUUAAGAGCUGGAAUAUCGCAAAGAACCAGCGGGAUGUCGCACUCGGGAAGAAGACUGACGAAUUGCCACAGUUAUCGGCUAAUGUAGAAAUGGCGCGACAGAAGAUGCAAGAGGCAUAUGAGAAGAGUCUUGCUUUAGCACAAAUCAAAGAGGAAGAGGAAAAAGAGAAAAAGAGGCAGAAGGUUUUGAAAAUCCUGGAAAAUAAGAAUGUAGGUACAAGACUCGGUGAUGCAACUGAUAAUGAAACUCCUAGUACGAGUUCAAGAUCGACAUCAUUAAAAUCAGGGUAUAAUCCCUUGAUGGGUGACAGCACUCGUGGAUAUCGUCCUCCUAAACGGACUUGUUGUAAAAAGGGUGGAUGUGGUUAACCAUGAUUCUAUAGACUUUCAUGAAAAAGCCAUUCACAUUCUUCCUACUUAACGAUCGUGAAAGUAAGACAGGAAGUAACUAGGGAAUCAAAUAAAUUCCAUUCCUUGAACUAAGGUAUUUUUUACAAAUUAUAAAAAUUAUCAAGAAUUGGUGUAUGUGCAAUUGUUAUAUCAACGUUAAUUCGUAAUGUGUAUAAUAUUCUUAAGCUUUAAUAAAUUAGAAACGAGAUGAAUUUUA